AUGACUAAUGUAGUGGAUCAAACACAUCUGUUUUAUCUCCAUCCAUCAAACUAUCCAGGUAUGACUCUCGUUUCUUCUGUCUUUGAUGGCAAGGCUUAUGGACCAUGGAGAAGAGCAAUAGUGAUAGCACUUUCGGCAAAGAAUAAGUUGGGAUUCAUUGAUGGAUCCUUGUUAGUUCCCAACACUGAUCCUUUGUUUCAAAAAACAUGGGCCAGAUGCAAUGAUAUGGUCCUUUCAUGGCUCCUGAAUUCUCUUUCCAAGGAAAUAGCUGAGAGUAUGUUAUAUUCUCAUACUGCAAAAGAUCUUUGGAAAGACUUGGAAGACAGAUUUGGUGUGACCAAUGGAGCAAAACUGUUUCAGCUACAGAAAGAAUUAAGUGCAGUUAGUCAAGAUAAUUCUAGUGUAUCAACUUAUUUCACAAAAAUGAAGAGUUUGUGGGAUGAGUUAGAUGAACUAAACACUUACUCUUCUUGUAUUUGUGAGUGUGCAUGUGGUGCUAAAAUAAAGAAUACCAAAGCUCAUCAGGACGAAAGAUUGUUACAGUUUUUGAUGGGUUUAAAUGACACUUUUGUUGGGGUCAGAAGUAGUGUUCUGUUGUCGGCUCCUUUGUCUAACAUUGGGCAGGCCUACUCUCUUGUUAUCCAAGAUGAAAAACAAAGGGAAAUACAUGCUACACCUGUUUAUCCAGGUGAUUCAGGAUCUUUCAUAGUUGCUAAUUCAGGAGAAAGGAAGUACCCCAACCUCAAGGAACAAAAAGGAGGUAACUCAGGAUAUGAUGGAAAGAAGAGCAAUGUGAUUUGUGACUACUGUAAGAAGCCAGGUCACAGUGUGGAUAAGUGCUACAAGAUCCAUGGUUUUCCUGUUGAUUUUAAAUUCACAGAACCUAGAAAAUUUCAAGGCACAUCGCAGGGAAGUACAACUUUCAACUCAAGUGUUUACAAUCAAAGUGAAGGAUUUACUCAAAGAGACACCAAUGCUCCAGAAGUCCAAGCUCUCAGUCAGGAGAACAUAACACAAAUAUUGCAAAUGCUUCAGCAGAUGAAAUCAAAUCAAAAUGCAGGAGGAUCUGAAGGAGCGGCAAAUCUUAGUCUUUCUGGUAUGCCCAAGUUGUUCAAUUCUUAUGCCUGCUUUAUUGAAAUUGAUAGUAAUUCUUGGAUAUUAGAUACUGGAGCAACUGAGCAUAUGACCUAUAAUAGGGAAUUUCUUUCAAAUGUUAAAGCUCUUCCUAAACCUGUCAUGGUAAACUUGCCUAAUUCCUAUAGAGUCAAGGGCCCUUCUCUGAAGAGCCCUCUGGAGAUUGGAUGGCUCGCUCGUGAGGUGGCGCGGCCGGGGGUGAUGCACCCAGGCCUGCAGACAGAGCCCCAGCUUGGGGUAGACGCCGACCCCGAGCCACCUGCCCCAGCUACACCAGCACUAGUACCGCAGGAUCAGCCUUCAGUGAGGACACCUCAGGUCCAGGUACCACCUGAGGGAGUACAGCCCUUGGCAGCGGAUAGACCUAUGCCGCUUGAGGACCAGAAGAUGCUUGGUGUGUUUCUCAGGUUGACACCACCGAGGUUUUCUGGGGCUGUGGGUGAGGAUGCCCACGAGUUUCUUACUACUUGCCAUGAGAGGCUUCGCACUUUAGGCCUUGUGGAGUCUAGAGGGGCCGACUUCAUUGCUUACCAGCUAGAUGGGCCAGCCAGGCAGUGGUGGCGCACAUUCAUUCAGACCAGGCCAGUUGGAUCUCCACCGGUAUCAUGGGAUGAGUUUUCUGAGGCCUUCUUGGCCAAGUUUAUCCCUCGUAGCGUCAGAGACCGCCUCAGGGAUCAGUUCUGCAGGUUGGAGCAGGGCUCCAUGUCGGUGGCAGAGUACGAGACUAGGUUUCACGAGCUCUCCCGUCAUGCUGAGAUGAUAUUACCUACAGAGGAGGAGAGAUUGACCAUGCUAGUACUAUGGAGCAUCUUCGUCGCGAGGCCCAAGGGGGCAGCGAGAAGAGGGCUAGGCAUGAGGGCAGCUACAGUGACUCACGCCCCAGGUCUAGAGAUUAUCAUGACAGGGCCGGACGACGGUUUCGACAGGGUCAGUCUAGCAGACCUACACAGGCCUCUCUUCAGGCAUCAGAUGGUGGUCGGAGUGAGGCUAGUUCGAGUCAGGGCCGCGAGGUGUUUCAGUCGGGUUCUUCAGGCCAUGGUAGUCGUUCUUCUGGGAGUCGCCCUCGACAGGGUUGCUAUGAGUGUGGUGAGAUGGGUCAUUGGGCCAGGGACUGCCCUCAGCAUAGUCGGAUUGCUCCCGCUCCUCAUGCAGCUCCCCUAGCUUUACCAGCACCUCCAGUUAGAGGCCGUGGUCAGGGUCAGGACCGUAGAGGUGGUCAGCAGGGUAUACGGGGUGGGCAGAGGCAGACAUAGCCACUUCUAUGCAGCUCCAGCGAGGGCGGAGGCUGAGGCGUCAGACGAUGUGAUCACAGGUACUAUUCUUUUAUGCCAGCAGCCCACCUUGGCUUUAUUUGAUCCAGGCUCUACUUUUUCGUACGUUUCUGUUUACUAUGCCUCUCGAUUGAGUAUGAUGUCUGAGCCUCUGGUAGCGCCGUUGCGUGUGUCGACCCCCGUGGGUGAGUCUUUAGUAGUGGAUCAGGUAUUUCGAUCUUGCUUAGUUACUAUCCAGGGGCGUGACACCCGGGCUGACCUUAUAUUGCUUGACAUGGUUGAUUUCGAUGUGAUUCUGGGCAUGGAUUGGUUAUCCCCUUAUCGCGCUAUUUUAGACUGCUUUUCUAAGACCGUUACCUUAGCCAUUCCCGGUAUUCCUCCGGUGGUGUGGCAGGGAUCUCGUGGUAGCACACCAGUUGGGGUUAUCUCUUUUAUUCGUGCUAGGAGGCUAGUGGCUAGCGGAUGCUUAUCAUAUUUGGCCUAUGUACGUGAUGUGAGUAGGGAGGUUCCUCCGGUUGAGUCAGUUCCUGUUGUUCGUGACUUCAUAGAUGUGUUUCCUACUAAUCUACCUGGCCUACCCCCAGAGCGUGAUAUUGAUUUCCCGAUUGAGCUUGAGCCAGUGAAGAAUCGAUAUCCUCUGCCUAGGAUCGAUGACCUAUUUGACCAGCUACAGGGAGCUUCAGUGUUCUCUAAGAUUGAUUUGAGGUCCGGUUACCACCAGUUGAGGAUUAGGGCAGCGGACAUCCCUAAGACUGCAUUUAGGACCCGUUAUGGCCAUUAUGAGUUCUUGGUGAUGUCAUUUGGGUUGACUAAUGCCCCUGCCGCCUUUAUGGACUUGAUGACGCGUGUGUUCAGGCCUUAUCUUGAUUCAUUCGUGAUAGUCUUCAUUAAUGAUAUUUUGAUAUACUCGCGGAGUAGGGCACCUUUGACUCGGUUGACUCGUGUUGAUGUUCCCUUUGUUUGGUCAGAGGAGUGUGAGGCGAGCUUUUUGAGGCUCAAGGAGUUAUUGACCACCGCUCCUAUAUUGACUCUUCCAGUUGAGGGCGAGGGCUUCACGGUAUAUUGUGACGCAUCCGACGUUAGUUUGGGUUGUGUAUUGAUGCAGCAGGGCCGGGUUAUUGCUUAUGCGUCGAGGCAGCUUAAGAUUCAUGAGCGCAACUACCCCACCCAUGACUUAGAGUUGGCGGCCGUAGUUUUCUACAUCAUGAGCCAGAGGGACCUUAAUUCGAGGCAGCGUCGUUGGAUUGAGCUCCUGAAGGACUAUGACCUCUCUAUUCUCUAUCAUCCGGGCAAGGCGAAUGUGGUAGCGGACGCCUUGAGCCGAAAGGCGGUGAGUAUGGGUAGUCUAGCCUUCUUAUCUGUUGAGGAGCGACCCUUGGCUAUGGACAUUCAGUUCUUAGCCAAUAGCAUGGUUCGGUUGGAUAUCUCAGAUUCUAGACGUGUCUUGGCCCAUAUGGGAGUUCAGUCUUCCUUGCUUGAUAGGAUCCGUGGUUGUCAGUUUGAGGAUGAGGCCUUGGUGGCCCUUAGAGAUCGAGUGUUAGCGGGUGAUGGUGGUCAGGCUUCCUUAGAUCCUGAUGGAGUAAAGGCCGAGCAUUUGAGGCCUGGUGGUGUGUUUCAGAGAUUACCCAUUCCGGAGUGGAAGUGGGAGCGUAUCACUAUGGACUUCAUUGUGGGGUUGCCUCGGACUCCUAGAGGUGUUGACAGCAUUUGGGUCAUCGUUGAUCGAUUGACCAAGUCAGCACAUUUCCUUUAUGUUCAGUGUUCAUUUAGCGCCGAGAGGUUGGCUCGUAUCUACAUUCGGGAGGUGGUUCGACUUCAUGGGGUGCCAGUUUCUAUUAUAUCAGAUAGGGGCUCUCAGUUCACGUCCAGCUUUUGGAGGACCUUUCAGGAUGAGUUGGGCACUCGGGUUGACCUUAGCACAGCUUUCCACCCGCAGACGGAUGGCCAGUCGGAGCGUACUAUUCAGGUCCUUGAGGAUAUGUUGCGGGCCUGUGUUAUGGAUUUUGGAGGUCAGUGGGACCAGUUCUUACCUUUGGCGGAGUUUGCGUACAACAACAGCUACCACUCUAGUAUUCAGAUGGCCCCAUUCGAGGCAUUAUAUGGUAGGCGUUGUCGCUCUCCAGUUGGUUGGUUUGAGUCUACAGAGCCUAGGCCGCGUGGUACAGAUUUGCUUCAGGAGGCCCUGGAUCAGGUGAGGGUGAUUCAGGAUAGGCUCAGGACGGCUCAGAGUAGGCACCAGAGUUAUGCGGAUCGGAGGCGCCGGCCUUUGAGAUUCUCUGUUGGUGAUCGGGUAUUCCUCCGUGUGUCGCCCAUGAAGGGCGUGAUGAGGUUUGGGAGGCGGGGCAAGCUUAGCCCCAGGUACAUUGGGCCUUUUGAGAUACUCCGGACAGUUGGGGAGGUUGCUUAUGAGUUGGCCUUACCUCCAGUAUUUUCAGCCAUCCACCCGGUUUUCCAUGUCUCGAUGUUGCGGCGGUAUGUUCCUGAUGAGUCUCAUGUGCUCCAGUAUGAUGCAGUCGAGUUGGAUGAUCGUUUGACAUUUGUAGAGGAGCCAGUUGCCAUUCUAGCCCGAGAUGUGAGGAGAUUGCGCUCGAGAGCCAUUCCUGUUGUUAAGGUCCGUUGGAGGCAUCGUCCAGUCGAGGAGGCUACCUGGGAGAUCGAGCAGGAGAUGCGAGAGCAGUUUCCCAGCUUGUUUGAGCCUUCAGAUCUUUUUUUUGAUGUCUUCUUAUUACCUGCGGAUGAUCUUGUCUCUUCAAAUUAUCCCAUCAUACAAUCUACACCUUCUCCAACUAUAGCUCAUGAUUCUUCGCCUCAACCAGAGCCUACUUCACAUAUUCCCUCUAUUAGCUCUUCACAACCUACUAUGGUUGAUGUCAUAAGGCAAUCCAAUAGACCACAUAGGACACCUUCCUACCUACAGGAUUACAUCUGCAAUGCUCUGCAGUUGACUGAUGUCCACAAUUCUUGUUUUCUUCCAUCCGUCACACCUGAGUCUUUUCCCUUUAGUGGUCUGUCCUCUACCAACCAAAAUAUGCUUAACUCUUUAUCUAAUAUUCAAGAACCUAUUAGUUUUUCACAGGUUGUUCAUCAUCCUGGGUGGCAGGCAGCUAUGGAAUCGAAAAUUCAGGCUCUAGAAUCAAACAAAACAUGGGAUGUAGUAGAACUACCCCCCGAUCGGAAAGUUCUACCGUGUAAGUGGGUUUACAAGGUUAAGCAGCACUCUGAUGGCAGUAUUGAGAGACUGAAAGCUCGAUUGGUAAUACGAGGUGAUAUACAAAGAAAGGGAAUCGACUUUAAUGAGACCUUCUCUCCGGUGGUGAAAAUGACUACCAUCAGAUGCAUUUUCGCUACAGCAGUAAAGAAGGGUUGGGGCCUCUAUCAAUUGGACGUGAAUAAUGUUUUUUUACAUGGAGACUUAGAUGAGGAAGUCUACAUGAAAUUUCCAGCAGGCAUCACUCAUCUUUCGCCUAAACACGUAUGUAAGUUGAAUAGGUCGCUCUAUGGACUUCGUCAAGCAUUGAGACAGUGGUAUGCUAAACUCACAUCUGCCUUAAACUUUAAAGGAUUCAUGCAUUCACUAAAUGAUUAUUCUCUUUUUGUAAAGAAAUCGGACUCUUCCAUUUCGAUUGUGGCUAUAUACGUUCAUGAUAUCGUUUUAACAGGGAAUAAUCAGGCAGAACUACAUGUUUUGAAGAUCUUUCUUGAUCAAGAAUUCAAAAUAAAAGAUUUGGGAAACUUACAUUUUUUUCUUGGAAUGGAAGUACUUCGUGAAUCACAUGGUUUGAUACUCUGCCAGAGAAAAUUCACCCUCGACUUGCUCAAGGAGUUUGAUAUUCUAGACCUAUCUCAUGUGUCUUCUCCUUUAGACCCAACUGUCAAACUAGUUGCUCAAGAAUGCGAUCAAAUUGAUGAUCCUACUUUGUAUCGACAACUUUUGGGCAAGCUAAACUACCUCACACAUACUAGAUCAGAUCUCUCAUUUACCGUACAACACUUGAGUCAGUACAUGCAGGACCCCAGGAAACCUCAUCUCAAUGUUGCUCUUAGAGUCCUUCGCUACCUUUUGAAAGACCCUGGACUUAGCCUUUUCCUGUCACCUUCUUCUUCAUUUGAACUACGAGCCUUCUGCGAUUCUGAUCGGGGAACAUGCCCUGAUACUCGCCGAUCUGUCAGCGGUUUCUACAUUUCACUAGGGACUUCUCUUAUUUCUUGGAAAUCAAAGAAGCAGACAUCCAUUUAUCUUAGCUCCGCUGAGGCAGAGUAUAGGUCCAUGAGACGGGUAGUUGUCGAACUCACUUGGCUUGUUCGCCCCUUUGACGAUAUCUACAUCCCUAUUUCAUUCCCCAUUCCACUACAAUCUGAUAGCCAGGCGGCAAUUCAUAUAGUAAAAAAUCCUGUCUUCCACGAACGUACAAAACAUGUUGAAAUUGAUUGUCAUUUUGUUCGCCAACAGUUCCUCGCAAGACUCAUUUCACUUUCUCACAUUCGAUCUUCAUCCCAACCAGCUGAUUUGUUCACUAAAUCAUUGCAUGGACCUCUGCAUCACACCUUAUUGGGCAAGUUGGGUGUAUUCUCAUCUCCUCCAACUUGA
This is a messenger RNA of Solanum verrucosum, 6993 nucleotides long. RefSeq lists its product as uncharacterized. Lineage: Eukaryota; Viridiplantae; Streptophyta; Magnoliopsida; Solanales; Solanaceae. Gene Ontology annotation, molecular function: nucleic acid binding. The record is from RefSeq and is a predicted model, not a curated record. The transcript is spliced from 11 exons. Gene Ontology annotation, biological process: DNA integration.